This is a messenger RNA of Tympanuchus pallidicinctus (lesser prairie-chicken), 1750 nucleotides long. RefSeq names its product hydroperoxide isomerase ALOXE3-like. Bases 1 to 837 code for a protein of 278 amino acids. Lineage: Eukaryota; Metazoa; Chordata; Aves; Galliformes; Phasianidae. The record is from RefSeq and is a predicted model, not a curated record. Gene Ontology annotation, biological process: linoleic acid metabolic process; lipid oxidation. The transcript has 10 exons. Gene Ontology annotation, molecular function: oxidoreductase activity, acting on single donors with incorporation of molecular oxygen, incorporation of two atoms of oxygen; metal ion binding.
AUGUCCCUGCUCCGCCCCCACUGGCGCUUCACGUUCCACAUCAACAUCCUGGCCAGGGAGACGCUGCUGAACCCGGGGGGGGUCAUCGACCAGGCCACGUCCAUCGGCCGUUCCGGGACGCUGCAACUUGUGGGGCGGGCGCUGGCGGCCACCACCUACACGGAGCUCUGCGUCCCCGACGACAUCGCGGAGCGCGGCCUCACCGGCGUCCCCAAUUACCACUAUGGGGCCGACGCCAUGGACAUCUGGGGGGCCAUACACAGCUUCGUGGAGGGCAUCGUGGCCCUUUAUUACCCCACGGAUGCUGACGUGGCCGACGACCCCGAACUGCAGCAGUGGGUUGGGGAGAUCUUCAUCUAUGGGGUGCUGGGCAACGAGAAGUCCGGCUUCCCCUCGAGGCUCUGCACCCGCCCCGACCUCACCAAAUUCCUCACCAUGAUCAUCUUCCGCUGCUCCGCGCAGCACGCAGCCGUCAACAGCGGCCAGUACGACUUCGCAGCCUGGAUGCCCAACACCCCCGGGACCCUUCGGCUGCCGCCCCCCGGCCCCGAGGACCCGGUGACGGCCGACACUUUUUUGGCCACUCUGCCGUCCCCCAAAGCCACCGGGGCGCUGCUGGCGCUGCUCAGCGUCGUCAGCUACGAGGUCGGAGAGAGGCGCCCGCUGGGCUGUUACCCGGAGCAGCACUUCACAGAGGCCGCCCCGCGCCGCCUGAUGCUGCAGUUCCGCCGCCGCCUGCAGCGCAUCUCCCGGCGCAUCCGGCGGCGCAACGCCGCGCUGCCGCUGCCCUACCCCUACCUCGACCCCAGCAACGUCGAGAACAGCAUCUCCACCUGAAGCCACCCCGAAUCCCCCGGCGACCCCAAAAACCCCAAACCUUUGCACCCUGUUCUGCUGCCCCUUAGGAUGCCCUCAAAGCCCCCCAGGUGACCCCAAAAUCCUCAUUCCAUCCUUCUUAGGAUGACCCCAAACUCCUCAUCCCAUAUUUCUUAGGAUGACCCCAAUCCCACCCCAUAUUUCUUCUUGGGGUGGCCCCAAACCUCUCCAUCCCAUUAUGGCCUCCCUUAGGAUGUCCCCAAGCCCCCCAGGUGGCCCCAAAAUCCUCAUUCCAUCCUUCUUAGGAUGACCCCAAACUCCUCAUCCCAUAUUCCUUGGGAUGACCCCAAUCCCAUCCCAUAUUUCUUCAUGGGGUGACCCCAAAUCUCUCCACCCUGUUCUGCUCCCCCUUACGAUGCCCUCAAAACCCCACAGGUGACCCCAAAAUCCUCAUCUCCUCCUUCUUGGGGUGACCCCAAACCUCUCCACCCCAUAUUCCUUGGGAUGACCCCAAUCCCAUCCCAUAUUUCUUCCUGGGGUGACCCCAAAUCUCUCCAUCCCAUUAUGGCCUCCCUUCAGAUGUCCCCAAGACCCCAGGUGACCCCAAAAUCCUCAUUCCAUCCUUCUUAGGAUGACCCCAAACUCCUCACCCCAUAUUUCUUGGGGGUGACCCCAAUCCCAUCCCAUAUUUCUUCUUGGGGUGACCCCAAACCUCUCCAUCCCAUUAUGGUCCCCCUUCAGAUGUCCCCAAGCCCCAUAAGUGACCCCAAAAGCCCUCAGCCCAUCCUUCUCCUCUUUGGGGUGACCCCAAACCUCACCAUCCCAUAUUUCUUGGGGGUGACCCCAAUCCCACCCCAUAUUUCUUCUUGGGGUGACCCCAAACCCCACUGCUGUCCCCACUGAGCUGUGCAAUAAAGGAGGUGCCAACCCCAAA